UACUAUAAAUAUUUGGAAUGCCCGCGAUCUGGAUUUUACAUUCCUAAAAAAAGAGAAGGUGCAAAACACCGUGAUGUCACGUCAAAGAGAAUGAAAUGUCCGGUGAAGCUUUGCGCUGUAGGUAAUAUAACCAGAAAUACGUAUCGCAUAACGAAGUGGAUCUCAACUCACAAUCAUGAAGUACAUGAGGAUGAUACUCAGGAAUCAAUCGAUACUGAGGAAACAGUCGAUUCUGAGGAAACAGUUAAUACUGAGGAAACAGUCGUUUCCGAGGAUGAGUAUUUGGAAACGAUUGUUGGAAAUUUCAUAGUAAAAGAUGAUGGAGAGCUCAUCGCCGAUAGAGCUCAUCCAUGA
This is a messenger RNA of Cotesia congregata, 354 nucleotides long. Lineage: Eukaryota; Metazoa; Arthropoda; Insecta; Hymenoptera; Braconidae. The record is from the annotation of a GenBank genome assembly.